AGGAAAUCGACCGCAAACCAUCGUCACGCGAUCACAGUGACAUGGCUCGAGAUCUCGUACGUGAUCUGGGACGAGACAAUCGGGAUCAUCCCUAUCAUGGAGGGCCAUUGAAGCAACCUAGUAGUAUGGACAGCUCAAUGUCACGGAGGAUACGCGAAUUCGACGGUCGCUCUUACAGAUCGGAUCGGUCAGAGCGUUCGGACGAGAUGUCCUUACAUUCGUUGAGACGGCAGGCACAGAAGAUGCCUGUCAGUGUUGGUAUCUGCAUUGUAUUCGCAUUCAUUUCUGGUCAGUUUCUAACUUUAAAGUCCCAGUUCAGCAAAAUUGAAGUCCCUCUUCGUAAGAGAGGUGCAGUACUGUUCAGCUGGUGGGAAGGUUGGAAUCCUUUCGAUGGGGCGUACUACUGUUUCAUAACCUUAAGCACUAUUGGAUUUGGGGACAUUGUACCUGGCCAAGCAUUAGAUGAAGGCUCACAAGUGAGUAAUUUGCUUACAGUCUACAACGAAGACGCAUAUUUGAGCUGUGACACACGUGCGGAAGUACUCCAUACACACGCAUCACCCCACCCACAGCAGAGUCUUGUGGGCAAUAUAAAUGUUCUGACUUCCUUUUUACGACAAAUUCGACUACGAUUAAAUCACGUAUUGCACUGACU
Messenger RNA from Strongylus vulgaris, 655 nucleotides. The record is from the annotation of a GenBank genome assembly. Lineage: Eukaryota; Metazoa; Nematoda; Chromadorea; Rhabditida; Strongylidae.